AUGGCUUUCUACCCCAGGACACCAAAAAGACCAAAGCAAUAUCUCUAUUAUGCGACUCAUGUGGAUCAAGAACCUGGGGUGCCCAUUGUCCCGCAGCAGCAUGGCUACCCUCUGCAGGUGCCCGUCGUCCCAAGGCCUCAGCAGCAGCACGGCUACCCUCUGCAGGUGCCCGUCGUCCCAAGGCCUCAGCAGCAGCACGGCUACCCUCUGCAGGUGCCCGUCGUCCCAAGGCCUCAGCAGCAGCACGGCUACCCUCUGCAGGUGCCCGUCGUCCCAAGGCCUCAGCAGCAGCACGGCUACCCUCUGCAGGUGCCCGUCGUCCCAAAGCCUCAGCAGCAGCAGCAGCAGCACGGCUACCCUCUGCAGGUGCCCGUCGUCCCAAAGCCUCAGCAGCAGCAGCAGCACGGCUACCCUCUGCAGGUGCCCGUCGUCCCAAAGCCUCAGCAGCAGCAGCAGCACGGCUACCCUCUGCAGGUGCCCGUCGUCCCAAAGCCUCAGCAGCAGCAGCAGCACGGCUACCCUCUGCAGGUGCCCGUCGUCCCAAAGCCUCAGCAGCAGCAGCAGCACGGCUACCCUCUGCAGGUGCCCGUCGUCCCAAAGCCUCAGCAGCAGCAGCAGCACGGCUACCCUCUGCAGGUGCCCGUCGUCCCAAAGCCUCAGCAGCAGCAGCAGCACGGCUACCCUCUGCAGGUGCCCGUCGUCCCAAGGCCUCAGCAGCAGCAGCACGGCUACCCUCUGCAGGUGCCCGUCGUCCCAAAGCCUCAGCAGCAGCAGCACGGCUACCCUCUGCAGGUGCCCGUCGUCCCAAGGCCUCAGCAGCAGCAGCAGCACGGCUACCCUCUGCAGGUGCCCGUCGUCCCAAAGCCUCAGCAGCAGCAGCACGGCUACCCUCUGCAGGUGCCCGUCGUCCCAAAGCCUCAGCAGCAGCAGCACGGCUACCCUCUGCAGGUGCCCGUCGUCCCAAGGCCUCAGCAGCAGCAGCACGGCUACCCUCUGCAGGUGCCCGUCGUCCCAAGGCCUCAGCAGCAGCAGCACGGCUACCCUCUGCAGGUGCCCGUCGUCCCAAGGCCUCAGCAGCAGCAGCACGGCUACCCUCUGCAGGUGCCCGCAAAUCCCCAACAAAAACUCUACUUGGGCCAGUGGCCUGGUUACUUGGUCAAAUGGCCACAGAAACCUAAUAUUGCCAUCAGCUGACCAAGUCUGCCCCAGGAGCACCUCUACUAAUUUGAGCAGCCUGAGUGGAGCACAUGUUUGAGUUGCUGGGUCAAUUUGCCAAUUAAAACUUGCCUUGAGUGACACAUUCGUUUGGGGGUUUUUUUAAACUGCAUUUUCUGUAACUUUGAGUGCUGGACUCUAUUUGCAGGGUUUUGGGUUUAACAUGUACAGAAAGUAACAUUCCUCUUUUUAGUCUUUUAGAAAUGCUACAGUACAAAGGGCCUAAAGAGUCUUAAAGUCCAACUCAGGGCUUUGGGUAAAAUGGACUUUAGAGAAGUGGGUGACUGUAAUGUGUCUGAAUUUUGCUUUGUGGGUUUUUUGUUUCCUAAAACUGCAGAAGAACUUCCCUAAGUGUACCUCUUAUCCAUGAGGAAAAUCAGGCUAAAUGCUACUUUGGACAGCUUCUGAAAAUUAGAGCUCCAAACGAGAUUUAAAAUCUCUGGCUAGCCACUUGAGUUUGGCUUACUUGAAACUUUAUAAUUUUAUUUAUUUUUUUUUUCUGUUGCAUCUCUAAAAAAAAAAAAAACACCAGUAAUUUGAUCCCAAACUUGUACACUGAUAUUUCAAGUUGCUUUUCAGAUUAUGGUUUAAAAUACCUUGCCUUUAGAUUAAUAUGGAUUAAAUUCGUGUACAGUACACCCACUCAAUACUUGGUCCAGUAUGCCAGAGCCAU
Girardinichthys multiradiatus is the source of this 1888-nucleotide messenger RNA. RefSeq names its product calcium-binding protein P-like. Lineage: Eukaryota; Metazoa; Chordata; Actinopteri; Cyprinodontiformes; Goodeidae. The coding region runs from base 1 to 1194 and encodes 397 amino acids. The transcript has 2 exons. The record is from RefSeq and is a predicted model, not a curated record.